This is a messenger RNA of Coregonus clupeaformis (lake whitefish), 4628 nucleotides long. RefSeq names its product chondroitin sulfate glucuronyltransferase. The coding region runs from base 1005 to 3338 and encodes 777 amino acids. Gene Ontology annotation, molecular function: glucuronosyl-N-acetylgalactosaminyl-proteoglycan 4-beta-N-acetylgalactosaminyltransferase activity. The transcript has 4 exons. The record is from RefSeq and is a predicted model, not a curated record. Lineage: Eukaryota; Metazoa; Chordata; Actinopteri; Salmoniformes; Salmonidae. Gene Ontology annotation, cellular component: Golgi cisterna membrane.
UCACAUCAUCAUCAGAUGAAUGCAGAAUGAGAAGCAAGAUUUGCAGAUAAGACCAAAUGGCAUAUUCCAGUGCAGCGCACGCUUUCCAGAAAGUUUCUCUCGGACCAGUAGUUAUUUUUAUGAAUUCAUGAAGAUCUGACAGAGAUGCUUUUCAGUCUUGGAGGCGGUGAAUUACUCACUUUGAGGAAGUUGCUCAUGUUAGAGGAAAAAAGGUCGCCAUGGUAAGCUACCUGGCUAAUGUAGCUAGCCAUCAUUUGAAGAAAAGACAUGAUGUGUUUCUGUGCAUAACUCUGACAGUGAAUGUGAUUGAUCUCCGACAACCUACAGACAAAACAUCGAUAAUUGCGACUGAAUCAACUAAAAUUGAGAGGAGAACGAAGGAGGGAGGACCAACACCGUUAGCUGAUACCGAUGCUUGGAUGUUGGAUGUUGUUUUGUCAGGGUAUCUAAAAUAUGAAUUCAACGUUGUAAAUCCCUGGUUUGUUUUGAACUAGCUAGAUAACGACAAUAGUUUCAUUGUAUGUAACUAAUUAGUACAUUAUUAGCCAGUCUAUUAGCUAACUAAGAAAGUAAUAGCAAGCCAAUUGCAAUUUGUUAUUGCAGCUGGCUAGCUAACAUGUUAGCCUGCUAGCUAACUAACUAGCUAGAUCGUUUAUUAUGGGACAGCAGCCAAUUGUUAGUACAGUAGGUAUUGACUGCUGAAGAGUGGCAGUCAAUAAAGCUGUCUGUCCACUGUCCAGUUAUUCUCUAGUAAAUGGCACUGAUAAGGAUGUAGUGAGCCAUCUAAUCCAUGGUACAAUAGUCACCAAUAAAAACACAGCCAGGAUUGUGCCAAAGUAUAUCAUACUUUACUGAAUCUAGCUUGAAAGUUGAAAGUGGUUGACACUUCACCAGAAGGGUCAUUACACGGUUUUGGAACAGCAUUCUGCAAAUAAUUAUAUAGAAAACCUCAGAGGAACGUAACAUAACACUUUAUUGACAACACCCAAGUCCACCGCUUCGCUAUGCGUCUCUCCUCCUUCCUGGCCGUGUUCAGGCCUGCUCUUCCCCUUAUCCUGGGGCUCUCUUUAGGAUGCAGCCUGAGCCUGCUGAUGGUCUCCUGGACCCAGGGAGACACAGAGGACUCGUGUCGAGGUGAACUGGGCAAUGGGGGUCUCUUCAUGGGCAGCAAUAGGGGAGACCCACCAGGGGACCAUAAAGGUGGUCCUGGGAAUGAGGACUUCCAGCCACGCAUCAUACCAUACCACAAGGACCCCAACAAACCACACAAGAAGGUCCUCAGGGAAGGUCCCUCUGAACACCGCUCUCCUCUGAUCAGGACGCGCUACAUCCACACUGAGCUGGGCAUCCGAGAGCGCCUCCUGGUGGGUGUGCUGACCUCGCGGGCCACCCUCAACACGCUGGCAGUGGCGGUGAACCGCACCGUGGCCCACCACUUCCACCGCACCUUCUUCUUCACGGGCCUGCGCAGCCCCAAGGUCCCCCACGGCAUGGCGGUGGUGGCCCACGGCGACGACCGGCCUGUGUGGCUGAUGUACGAGACGGUGCGCCACUUGCACCAGCACUACGGCUUGGACUACGACUGGUUCUUCCUGACCCAGGACGACACCUACAUGCAGGCCGAGAGGCUAGCCGAGUUGGUGGGCCACCUCAGCGCUGGUCAGGACCUCUACAUGGGCCGGGCCGAGGAGUUCAUCGGUGGGGAGGAGAGGGCCAGGUACUGCCACGGGGGUUAUGGUUACCUGCUCUCCCGGAGCCUGCUGGCCCGCCUGCAGCCCCACCUGGACACCUGCCGCAAUGACAUCCUCAGCGUCAGGCCUGACGAGUGGCUGGGCCGCUGCAUCAUCGACUACCUGGGUCUCAGCUGUGUGGAGGUGCACCAGGAGAUGACGUAUCGCUACUUUGAGCUGGGGAAGAAUGCAGACCCAGAGCGAGAGGACAGAGCCCAGUUUAAGAAUGCCUUCACGGUUCACCCCGUGUCAGAACCCAGCCUCAUGUACCGCCUGCACAAACGCUUUAGCCAGAUCGAACUGGACUGGACCUACCUACAGAUACAGCAGCUGCAGGUCCAGAUCAACAACCUGAGUGAGCUGACCCCAGAGGGGAAGGUGGGGGCCACCUGGCCCAUCGGCGUCAACCCCCCCUUCAGGCCCAAAACACGAUUCGAGGUCAUCAACUGGGAGUACUUCACCGAGGAGCACAUUUACUCGUGCCCAGACAGCUCCCCCAAGUGUGAGCUGCGUGGCGCCGACCGGGCUGACGUGAGCGCCGUGCUGGAGACGGCUGUGGAGCGCCUCAACGAGCUCUACCAGCCCCAGCUGCGCUUCAGGAAACGGCAUCUGCUCAAUGGCUACCGGCGCUUCGACCCCACGCGAGGCAUGGAGUACGUGCUGGACCUGGCCCUGGAGGCUUUCACCCAGAAGGGUCACAGCCAGGUCAUCGCCAAGCGGGUCAGCCUGCUCCGCCCUCUCAGCACCAUCGAGAUCAUCCCCAUGCCCUACGUGACGGAAGCCACCCGGGUGCAGGUCAUCCUGCCAGUCACGGCCCGCGAGCAGGACUAUGUGAGCAACUUCCUGGACAUGUACGUGAUGAACACUCUGGACACGCAUGACAACGUCCUGCUCACCUUCCUGUUCGUCUACGACCCCUUCGACGCCCAGCGGAUCAGUCAGGCUGACGUGUUCGCCGGCAUCAAGGCCAUGAUUGGCGAGGUGGAGAAGCGUUAUAGCGACGUGAAGAUCCCCUGGAUCAGCGUGAAGACUGAGGUGCCGUCACAGGUCAAGCUGAUGGACAUCAUCUCCAAGAAGCACCCGGUGGAUACGCUCUUCUUCCUGGCCUCGGUGUGGACCGAGGUCAACGCCGACUUCCUCAACCGCUGCCGCAUGAAUGCCAUCAGCAACUGGCAGGUGUUCUUCCCCGUCCACUUCCAGGAAUUCAGCCCGGCAAUUGUGUACCGCGACCAGCAGCCCUCAGCUGCCUCCUCCUUCACUGCCGAGGCGCUGCGCGAUGGACGCUUCGACCGCCACGUCUUCGAGGAGGCCUGCUUCUACAACGCCGACUACAUGGCUGCGCGCACCAAGAUGGCCGCCGACAUCCUGGACAACGAUGAGCUGCUGGAGAGCAUGGACGUGUACGAGAUCUUUGUGCGCUACUCGGGCUUGCACGUGUUCCGGGCGGUGGAGCCGGCGCUGGUGCAGAAGUAUGUGCGGCGGGCGUGCAACCCGCGCUUCAGCGAGGACAUCUACCACCGCUGUGUGCUCAGUAACCUGGAGGGCUUGGCCUCGCGAUCCCACCUGGCCAUGGCCCUGUUUGAGCAGGAGCAGGCCAACAGCACCUAGAGGGUCUAGUUGGGCUCUUCCACUGCAGCACUGGUGUCACUCCAGACUUUUCUGGACCAGGCCUCAGAAGGCAACAUCUUUGGGCCAAACACUGGUGCAGAGCCUGACAGUGGAAAUGCACCAUACUGUAGGUCUACCAUCUAGAAUGACAUGGUGCCUUUGGCCUUUAUGAACCUCAACCACACUGCCUAGACUUUUGGAGUAGGCAUAUUAUGGGAUGCUUAAUCUUUAAACAGAUCCCUAAGGACCAAGGAAUAAGGACCCAUGUGCAAUCUUAGGCCUGCGAAGACUGAGGAACAAUGUUACAACAUGUAUUCCUGCAAACUGUGUGUGCAGGCUGCCAGAACUCUGUGCUUUCACACAAAUGGUAGGCCAAGGGGAGGCUCUACUCGGAGGUGAUGAAUGAACAAUGAGCAACAUUGAUGUCUGAUUAGGGCUGGGUGGUAUACCGUAUUUUACUAUGUACCGGUACUGAUGCUAGGACCAGUUAGUUUUUUUACUUUAUCUUCUAUAACGGUAUUUCAAUGUUUGGUUUGUUAAAUGUGAUACGCCACUCCGGCUCGUGUAAUGUCAGUUUUUAUAGUUUACUCCGUUUGCUACUUGAGCUGUCUCUUUCCUCCUGCAUGCCACUUCCCCAUGCGCUUCCCACGCCAAGCCCUGCCCCCUUUCACUGUUGGUUGUCAAUGUGGUGCCGUUCACUCUGUCUGCAUGGUCAGAUGCAACAAGAUGUUGGUGAAAAUUAUACUGAUUUCCACUUUGCUUCUUAAUAUAAAUCCACAACAGUUCUAUAAUGACAUUAGUUUAUGUAUAUUACAGUCCGCAAACCAGUAAUUUGUAGUUUCUUAGCAAGUUGUGGCUAAAAUAAAUUGUGUUUGGGCUAAUAGCUAGUUAGCUGACUAGCAAGCUAGCUAAAUGUACUCAGAGAAAACGUAGCUAGCUAAUACAGCCUGAUACCAGUGCUGGUGUAGGCCUAGAUCAGUAUGUUGUUUGUGAAAAAGUAUCUUCUAAAUCAGAGCUGAAUAGGCGAUGCAUGAAUAUGUUAGCUAGUGCUAGCUAGCUACAUGACAUAAGAGGAAAUAUGUAGUGUAACAUUAGGGUUCCCUGGGAAACACUGACCAACACUUUGGUUCCUACCCUGUCACAAUAAUUCCUCCCUGGCUUUUUCAUUCAUUGUCAUGUCAAACAACAAUAUAUUCAAAGUACUGCCCACUAUAUUCCCGUGUAGCUCAGUUGGUAGAGCAUGGCACUUGCGCUUGCAACGCCAGGGUUGUGGGUUCGAUUCCCACGGGG